GGGCCUAGAGAACCAUCUGGGAGAAAUGGGGAGGGGUCUGACAUAGAGUUAGGGCCUAAAUAUGAAGGCCUUUUGUACGUCAAGCAUCCCGAGGGAAACUGAGCAGAGGAAAGCAGCGUGCCAUUUAUAUCUAUAUUUAUCUAUCUAUCUAUCUAUCUGGGGGGGUAAAGAAAGGCCGGGGAAGGAACUGGCAAUCCCACCCCAUAUAUAUGGUCUGCCUAGUAAACGUCGCAAGACGUCACCCUAAGAGUCGGAAACAACUCGCACUACAAGUGCGGGGACACCUUUAUCUUUAUCUGUCUAUCUAUCUAAAUGUAAAUGUACUGCUUUUAAGUCGAUUCCACCUUAUGGUGACCCUAUGAACAGGGUUUUCAUGAGACUGAGAGGCAGUGACUGGUCCAAGGUCACCCAGUGAGCUUCCUGGCUGUGUGGGGAUUCGAACCCUGGUCUCCCAGGUAGUAGUCCAACACCUUAACCCCCCCCUCUCUCUGCUUACAUGGUCUAGAUAUCUUAACACAUAGAUUGAAAAGAAUUAAUAUAUUUAAGUCUCACCCACAGGGACUCAGAAUUUCCAGGAAAUAAUCUGCUGGAUACAGUAGAUCAGUCCACGAAAGACUGAUCGAAAACUGCAGGAGACAUCUCUCUUUUAUAGACUCUCUUGUUUGUUGUGACUGGAACACAUAUGUAGCCAGUCCAUGUGAGGGUAGUUAAAGUCACCCUUUAUGACAACCUUUCCUCUUUUGGACUGAAAUCAUUUAAACGACCUCUUUCUUGCCCAUGCACAGGAUUGAGGGUUCUUCACCUUUUCCGUUAAGCCUAAAGCUGUUCAGAGUCCUUGUAUGUCAGCAACUGCACUCACCUGGGCUUGCACAGUUUCCAACAGCAGAGUAUCUGAACAGGCAGAUCUAAAGAGGAAGCCCCACAGAGACUUAUCUCAGGACUGAGGAUAAAUGAGGAAAAAUAAUGGCGUUCCACAGCUGAAGGAGAUUAUGCUUUUUAUUGACUACACAUUUCUGUGUGGAUAUAUGUGAGCAUACAUCAACUCUGCCCAUAGCCAGUAAAUCAGAAUAAUAUAAAUCCAUGUUUAUUAAGUAAUACAGUAUGUUAUUCAGGAAUUUCACACAAUAUACUUAUAAAGUCUACAUACAGUAUGUCUCAAUUACUCUUGGAGCCCAGUAUCGCCACCCACAAUGAUUCUGACCCACCCUUCCUCUCAAAGGGGUCCUGGGCAGCCUGAUUUCUGUGUGCCUCCUCUGGAAAUAUGGGAAGGGAGGGGUGGCCUCCAGGUUAAAGUUUCCUUUCAGUCUGCUAAGAAAUCCCCCAAAUUAAUUACCUGGAAUGGUUUCCAUAGUGCCACUGAGCUGAGCUUUAUGUACAGUUGCCUGUUCACAAGUGCCAGUGGGUUCCACAUACGCCUGUCUAUUCAUCACCAGGAGAUCUCCGAUCCUGCCUUUCUUGGAAUUUGGGAAGGGGCCACAGCAAUGGGUGGACAUGGAAUGCCUGGAUAAUUUAGGUUCAGAACUAACCAGCUUGUCUCUUCCUUUGAAAGAAAUAUCCAAACAGGGCUUCAUCUCUUCACUGGAAGGACAAGCUCCCAUUGGAUGGGGCGUUGAUGAAGGGGAGAUAUCUGCAGCAGAUGAUAGGCAGAAGAAUGAUAAUUAUAGGAAAUCACUGAUGGUGUCAUUGGUAAUAGCCAAGGGUGAAGCAUAAAAAGAGAUGGUUGAAAAUGACAGGAGCCCAAAACCAUCUGAAGGAAACCAGUCAAAGAAUGGGAGGAAGAAAUCCUCUACUUCUCAGAGUUUGCCUCACAGAAUGCACAGAGGAAAGAAAUCAUUUAAAUGCAUGGAAUGUGGAAAGAGCUUCUCUCUAAGCGGUAACCUUACUAAACAUCAAAGAAUACACACAGGGGAGAAACCAUUUGAAUGCAUGGAGUGUGGAAAAAGCUUUAGUGUGAACUCUCACCUUACCACUCAUAAAAGAAUCCACACAGGGGAGAAGCCAUUUAAAUGCAGGGAGUGUGGACAGAGCUUCUCUGUAAGCGGUAAUCUUACUAAACAUCGAAGAAUACACACAGGGGAGAAACCAUUUGAAUGCAUGGAAUGUGGAAAGUGCUUCAGUGAGAACCGUACCCUUACAGUACAUAAAAGAACACACACAGGAGAGAAGCCAUUUAAAUGCAUCCUGUGUGAAAAGAGCUUCAGUCAGAACUGUCACCUUUCAUCACAUCAAAGAACCCACACAGGGGAGAAGCCAUUUAAAUGCAGUGAGUGUGGAAAGUGUUUCACUGACUCUGGUAGCCUCGCUCAACAUCAAAGAACCCACACGGGGGAGAAACCAUUUAAAUGCAUGGAGUGUGGAAAGAGCUUCAGUGAGGGGCGUAAGCUUACAUUACAUCAAAGAAUCCACACUGGGGAGAAACCAUUUAAAUGCAUGGAGUGUGGAAAAAGCUUUAGGGUGAACUCUCACCUUACCACUCAUAAAAGAAUCCACACAGGGGAGAAGCCAUUUAAAUGCAGGGAGUGUGGACAGAGCUUCAGGGUAAGCAAUAGCCUUACUUUACAUCAUAGAACACACACGGGGGAGAAACCAUUUAAAUGCAUGGAGUGUGGACAGAACUUCAGUCAAAGGGGUAUCCUUACUAUUCAUCAAAGAACGCACACAGGGGAGAAACCAUUUAAAUGCAUGGAGUGUGGAAAGAGCUUCAGUGCACGGAGUUACCUUACUAGUCAUCAAAGAAGACACACAGGGGAGAAACCAUUUAAAUGCAUGGAGUGUGGACAGAACUUCAGUCAAAGGGGUAACCUUACUAUUCAUCAAAGAACACACACGGGGGAGAAGCCAUUUAAAUGCAGGGAGUGUGGACAGAGCUUCAGCGUAGGCCAUAGCCUUAUUUUACAUCAUAGAACACACACGGGGGAGAAACCAUUUAAAUGCAUGGAGUGUGGAAAGACCUUCAGUAUAAGCAGAAGCCUUACUUUACAUCAUAGAACACACAUGGGGGAGAAACCAUUUAAAUGCAUGGAGUGUGGAAAGAGCUUCAGUGAGGGGCGUAAGCUUACAUUACAUCAAAGAAGCCACACCGGGGAGAAACCAUUUAAAUGCAUGGAUUGUGGAAAAAGCUUUAGGGUGAACUCUCACCUUACCACUCAUAAAAGAAUCCACACGGGAGAAGCCAUUUAAAUGCAGGGAGUGUGGAAAGAGCUUCAGUCAAAGGGGUAACCUUACUAUUCAUCAAAGAACGCACACGGGAGAAACCAUUUAAAUGCAUGGAGUGGGAAAAAGCUUUAGUGUGAACUCACUUUACAACUCAUAAAAGAAUCCACACGGGAGAAGCCAUUUAAAUGCAGGGAGUGCGGACAGAGCUUCAGCGUAAGCAAUAGCCUUACUUUACAUCGUAGAACACACACGGGGGAGAAACCAGUUAAAUGCAUGGAGUGUGGAAAGAUCUUCAGUAUAAGCAGAUGCCUUACUUUACGUCAUAGAACACACACGGGGGAGAAACCAUUUAAAUGCAUGGAGUGUGGAAAGAGCUUCAGUGCAGGGGGUAACCUUACUAGUCAUCAAAGAACGCACACGGAAGAAACCAUUUAAAUGCAUGGAGUGUAGAAAUACCUUCAGUAUAAGCAGAAGCCUUACUUUACAUCAAAGAACGCACACAAGGGAGAAACCAUUUUAAUGCAGUGAGUGUGGGAACAGUUUUAAUGUAAGAAGUAACCUUACUAGUCCUCAAAGAAUACACAUUUAAAGUAAUAGAAUGUACAAAGAACUUUCGUGUGAGCCUUGCCCUACAUCUGUAAACUAUAGGGCUGGUGGAAUUUAUGUAGUCCAAGAUAAUAUUUAGCAAUGUUAAGUUUUUAGUUAAUUUAAA
Molecule: messenger RNA, 3868 nt
Organism: Rhineura floridana
Lineage: Eukaryota; Metazoa; Chordata; Lepidosauria; Squamata; Rhineuridae
Product: zinc finger protein 420-like
Exons: 2
Coding region: 1717-3180 (487 amino acids)
Source: RefSeq, a predicted model, not a curated record